UGAGAAUGCGUUCCGGGAUGUAACAGCUGGCUCUCGGAGUUGCGACACUGAAUUUUAGCAUAUAAAUACGCGGGGGACUCAAAGGAGAGAAUACCUGAGGAGAGCGGGCACAAACUAAGGGAGUUUACGUCAGCACGGAGCGGAGGGAGACACGGGAGCGUGGCAGGAGGGACGCUCGAGCAAACCCAACCGACACCGCACGCAGAAAUGGCGGAGCACCACGCAGCCAGCGACGGCAAGCACAAAGCGUCCACCAAUGCCGGGGGCUCGGUGCACGGGAACAGCCGACCCGGCGCCGCUGGAGGAGGAGGGGGCAAAGGAGGCCUGUCUGGCGGACUGACACAGCCAGCAGGGUGGCAGUCUUUACUCUCGUUUAGCAUUCUUUUUCUGGCCUGCCUGGCGGGAUUCAGCUCCAGACUUUUCGCGGUGAUCCGGUUCGAGAGCAUCAUCCACGAGUUUGAUCCAUGGUUCAACUACAGAUCAACACACCACCUCACCACAAACGGCUUCUACGAGUUCCUCAACUGGUUUGAUGAAAGGGCCUGGUACCCCUUGGGCAGGAUCGUUGGUGGCACAGUGUACCCGGGAUUAAUGGUGACUGCCGGCCUCAUUCACUACGUGCUCAACCUGCUCCACAUCACGGUCCACAUCCGUGACGUGUGUGUCUUUCUGGCACCGGUGUUCAGCGGUCUGACCGCCAUCUCCACCUUCCUGCUGACACGGGAGCUGUGGAACCAGGGUGCAGGGCUGCUGGCGGCCUGCUUCAUUGCCAUCGUCCCUGGAUACAUCUCGCGCUCCGUCGCUGGCUCUUUCGACAAUGAGGGCAUCGCCAUCUUCGCCCUGCAAUUCACCUACUAUCUCUGGGUGAAAUCAGUGAAGACAGGCUCGGUAUUCUGGACCAUUGGCUGCUGUCUCUCCUAUUUCUACAUGGUGUCGGCAUGGGGAGGCUAUGUCUUUAUUAUCAACCUGAUCCCUCUCCAUGUGUUUGUGCUGCUGCUGAUGCAACGCUACAGCAGAAGAGUCUACAUUGCUUACAGCACUUUCUACAUCGUGGGUCUAAUACUGUCAAUGCAGAUCCCAUUUGUCGGCUUCCAGCCAAUCAGAACCAGCGAACACAUGGCUGCUGCUGGUGUGUUUGCACUCCUCCAAGCCUACGCCUUCCUGCAGUACCUGAAGGACAGGCUGACCAGACAGGAGUUUCAGACACUUUUCUUCCUCGGGGUCUCUCUCGCUGCCGGCGUGGUCUUCCUCACUGUCAUCUAUCUCACAUACACAGGAUACAUCGCUCCGUGGAGUGGUCGUUUCUACUCUCUCUGGGACACCGGCUACGCCAAGAUCCACAUCCCCAUCAUCGCGUCGGUGUCGGAGCACCAGCCAACGACGUGGGUGUCUUUCUUCUUCGACCUCCACAUCCUGGUCUGCACGUUCCCGGCAGGCCUCUGGUUCUGUAUCAAGAACAUCAACGAUGAACGAGUGUUCGUGGCCCUUUAUGCCAUCAGUGCGGUCUAUUUUGCCGGUGUGAUGGUGCGUCUGAUGCUGACUCUGACGCCGGUGGUGUGCAUGCUGUCUGCGGUGGCUUUCUCCAGCGUCUUUGAGCAUUACAUGGGAGAUGACACAAAGAGGGAGAAGCCCCCCGCUGAAGACAGCAGCGACGAGGACGACAAGAGGAAUUCCGGCAAUCUUUACGACAAGGCUGGCAAGGUGCGCAAGCAUGUGUCAGAGCAGGAGAAGGCCGAGGAGGGUUUGGGUCCAAACAUCAAGUCCAUCGUCACCAUGCUCAUGUUGAUGCUGCUGAUGAUGUUCGCUGUCCACUGCACCUGGGUCACCAGCAACGCCUACUCCAGCCCCAGCGUGGUGCUCGCCUCGUACAACCACGACGGGACGCGUAACAUCCUGGAUGACUUCAGGGAGGCGUACUACUGGUUGAGACAGAAUACAGACGAGCACGCACGCGUCAUGUCGUGGUGGGACUACGGCUACCAAAUAGCCGGCAUGGCCAACAGGACCACACUGGUGGAUAACAACACAUGGAACAACAGUCAUAUAGCACUGGUGGGGAAAGCCAUGUCGUCCAACGAGACCGCAGCCUACAAAAUCAUGAGGUCGCUGGACGUGGACUACGUUCUGAUUAUCUUCGGAGGUGUGAUCGGCUACUCGGGAGACGACAUAAACAAGUUCCUGUGGAUGGUGAGGAUAGCGGAGGGAGAGCAUCCCAAAGACAUCAGGGAGAGCGACUACUUCACCCCUCAGGGAGAGUUCAGAGUGGACAAGGCCGGUUCACCAACUCUGCUCAACUGCCUCAUGUACAAGAUGUCCUACUAUCGAUUUGGUGAAAUGCAGCUGGACUUCCGGACGCCUCCCGGCUUUGACCGAACGCGCAACGCAGAGAUCGGCAACAAGGAUAUCAAGUUCAAGCACCUGGAGGAGGCGUUCACCUCGGAGCACUGGCUGGUCAGGAUCUACAAGGUGAAGAACCUGGACAACAGAGAGCCGCUGGACCACAAGCUUCGCAGUGUAGUGCCCAAGCAGAAGUACACCUCCAAAAAGACCGCCAAGAGGAAGCGAGGACACAUCAAGAACAAGCUCGUCCUGAGGAAAGGCAAGAAGCUACAAAAAAAAUAAUGACGACCGCGAUGAACUCUUCUAGGAAAACAAACAAAUGCGAAGAAACCUCGAACAACCAAUGAAGAAGAACACAGGGGCCGUUAAUCCGGCACUUGGUCUCAAGCGCUUCUCAUUAGAGCGCCCCGGUGUGGUGAGGAAGUUGAAGUGUCAUAUCUGGCUCGCUCCAGAACCGUUGUCCGUUUUAUCCUGAGGAUCUUUGUCUUGCUUAUUUUCUCCUGUUUUUGUUUUUCUGAUUUUUUUUUUCUUUUUUACUUUGUACUUGAAUGUGUGGCAAGGCAUAGGGCUGCUCUACUUGGUUUGGCGUCGAUUCAUUUUUGUGGUACGUUGAUUAACUGCUUAUCAGUGCGGGGAUCGGGGUGAGAGGAGGUGGAGGGGGAACGAGAGAAGACUAGGAACAUUUGCACCAAAGACCCAUCGACCUUGCUCCAUGGCACAUGUGAACUCAUUACUGAGAGUGAGGAAGCGCAGGAGAGAAAGCUGAGGACUUGUUCCUGACACGUGUACAGAGGACAGUAUGCGGUAUGGAGGAACGUCACCGUCUAGGCACAGUCCGUCUGUAAUAUUAACCUUUUUAUCAUCAUCAUCUCCAACAUGUCUGCCUGGCUCCCCAACCUUCGUUUUCAGCAAAUUCGUUAGAAAAAAUUGGCCUAAUAUGUAAAUAUGUUAUGUAAAGAAAAUGUCUAAAAGGAUGAUAAUAUAUUGGAUUAUUGUGGUGAUUUUUAAAUAUGCGGUUUUUGUUAUUCUCUUAAUUUCUUUAUGUGAUUGUUUUCGGUUUUGGGUUUUUUUGUAUGACAGCGAAUAGAACAGUGAAUGCAAUAAUUCUUGUACAGAGGGGCUCGAGAUUCUGUUGAAGGAAUGAAUGUGAAUUUUUACAAUGUUCCCCCCGAACCUGUGCGCCGUCGUCUCAGUCGAUCUCCUCGUGUAAUACCGACAUCAGCAAAUAAAAACUGAGCUUUUUAAAGAAAUGGGUGUAGAAUUUAAAGUAAAAGGCUCAAAAUUCAGUUUUUCAUUCCUGGUGUUAAUAUUAAUCCUCAGUGGGGAGUCAUUAUCAAGAGGAAUUACACUUGUGAAUGAAAAAACAGAAUUUCAAGCCAUUUAAUGUCAGAUGAUUUCUUUUUUCCAAUUUGAGUGACAUUUUUAUAAAAGCCCCGUGUUUCAUUUUCUGAUCCACUGAGACGAAGGUGCACAGAGUCCCCUGGCCUCCUCUUUUUCAUAAAUUGCAUAGAUUGUACAUUUCUGCUGCUAGGGUUUUAAAGACGGAGGCAAGCAACUGUGUGUAAGAAGUAGUGAUAAUAAAUUAGACCUCCCUUCCUGCAGAGGGAGCUCUCUAGUUCAGUGUGCAAAGCCUAGUGCCUCAUGGCUGGUCAUCAUCGCCUCAUUCAUUUGUGACCGUCUCUGCUUUGUUAGCGUUUUGUUUUAGCUCGUCACGUAUCGAUGCAGCGGGUUGGGUGCUUCGACCAGACUGAGGCAUUGGAUAAUGGACAUAUUGAAGAUGUCUGGAACUAGACUGGUGAACUGUGAAGGGGGGUGGUUAGUACGCAGGCACUGAAACUUCCAUUGUUGUCUGUGACUACGGUGGUCUGACAACCAUCUGUAGGCUUCUUUAGAGCUGUGUCCUAAUUCCAUACAGCAUGCAAGUCUUAGAGGGUUUGUGGCGGAUUCACACUACAGAAUUAACUGCUUUUCUCAAAUAUGUCAGUGAGCAUUAGGGCUGCAGCUAAGUGUUAUUAAUUCAUUAAUGAGCUUUGUCUAUAAAAUGUCAGUUUUCCAGAAGUCAGUGAAAUCUUAGUCUUAAAAUUAAGUCUUUAAAUAUCUUGUCUAGUCCGAUCAAACAUCCAAAACCCAGAAAAGCAGUAAAUCCUCACACUGAAGAAGCUGAAACAAGCCAAAUAGCAGCAUUAUUGCUUGAAAGAUGACUGAUUUCAAUCUGAUUGGAAUUGAUUGUCAAUAUAGUGCCAGUUAAAGGGGGGUAUUCCACCGGGUUUGUUCCAUAAAGGGACGAUCUUUAACUUUUAGUCCACAGCAUGAGUCAAGAUCCAAAAAGGCUGGAUUCUACAUUUCCCAUGAUGCAGCUCACUGGUGUCUUAUAUUACACUACCCAUGUCUAGUAAAGCCCUAACCCUAACCUUCCAAACCCCCCAUCCUCAGUGUGCACCUCAGGUUUUCUGUAAAUAAAUAAAAUUAAAAAAAAAAUACCAAUCCGAAAUAAACGCAGUGAUAUUACAGUUGCUUCAUGUGUGAAAUUGGUGGAAUGGCCCUUUAAUUUUCCAUCAAUCGACUGAUUAUUUCUCCAGUGAGGAUCCUGGAUUAGAUCGAUUUUUGAGGGGACACAUGCUGAAUCUGCUCCAUGGAAAAAAAAAAAAAACUCAUUCCCUA
Messenger RNA from Chelmon rostratus (copperband butterflyfish), 5001 nucleotides. Its product is annotated as dolichyl-diphosphooligosaccharide--protein glycosyltransferase subunit STT3B. Gene Ontology annotation, cellular component: membrane. Gene Ontology annotation, molecular function: dolichyl-diphosphooligosaccharide-protein glycotransferase activity. The coding region runs from base 208 to 2622 and encodes 804 amino acids. The record is from RefSeq and is a predicted model, not a curated record. Lineage: Eukaryota; Metazoa; Chordata; Actinopteri; Chaetodontiformes; Chaetodontidae. Gene Ontology annotation, biological process: post-translational protein modification. The transcript is spliced from 16 exons.